This is a messenger RNA of Psammomys obesus (fat sand rat), 953 nucleotides long. It is a transcript of the gene Fkbp3, whose product is annotated as FKBP prolyl isomerase 3. The transcript has 7 exons. Bases 48 to 722 code for a protein of 224 amino acids. Lineage: Eukaryota; Metazoa; Chordata; Mammalia; Rodentia; Muridae. Gene Ontology annotation, molecular function: peptidyl-prolyl cis-trans isomerase activity. The record is from RefSeq and is a predicted model, not a curated record.
CGGGACUGAGGCGGGCUGGCUCAGUGCAGCGGAGGCAGUGGGGGAAGAUGGCGGCGGCCGUUCCGCAGCGUGCAUGGACCGUGGAGCAGUUGCGCAGCGAGCAGCUGCCCAAGAAGGACAUUAUCAAGUUUCUGCAGGAUCACGGUUCAGAUUCGUUUCUUGCAGAACAUAAAUUAUUGGGAAACAUAAAAAAUGUAGCUAAGACUGCUAAUAAGGACCAUUUGGUUACUGCCUAUAACCAUCUUUUUGAAAGUAAGCGUUUCAAGGGUACUGAAACUGUAAGUAAAGUGUCCGAGCAAGUGAAAAACGUGAAGCUUAAUGAUGAUAAACCCAAAGAAUCCAAGUCUGAAGAGACUCUUGAUGAGGGUCCACCGAAAUACACAAAAUCUGUCCUAAAAAAGGGAGAUAAAACCAAUUUUCCAAAAAAGGGAGAUGUUGUUCACUGCUGGUAUACAGGGACACUCCCAGACGGAACUGUUUUUGAUACUAAUAUUCAAACAAGUUCGAAGAAGAAGAAAAAUGCCAAGCCGUUAAGUUUUAAGGUUGGAGUAGGCAAAGUUAUCAGAGGAUGGGAUGAGGCCCUCCUGACUAUGAGUAAAGGAGAAAAGGCUCGACUGGAGAUUGAGCCAGAAUGGGCCUAUGGAAAGAAAGGACAGCCUGAUGCCAAAAUUCCACCAAAUACCAAGCUCAUUUUUGAAGUAGAAUUAGUAGAUAUUGACUGAAACCAGUGCUUCGGCAACAACAAACACUUAUGUGAUUAGUGCUUGUUGUUAUUGUAAGGGAAAAGUCAACUGGAAAAUUUAAGGCAUUAAAGCUUGUUUACUUGAUCUCAAUUUUUGAGAAAUGUAACCAUCAGAUAUUUUACUACAGCUAUGUAAAGUAUUAAGGAGAAUUGCUUUUCCUUUUACCUCAUAAACUGAAAGGCUCAAUAAAACUGUCAUGGAUUGUCUUUA